Messenger RNA from Beta vulgaris subsp. vulgaris (sugar beet), 876 nucleotides. Its product is annotated as mannose/glucose-specific lectin. The record is from RefSeq and is a predicted model, not a curated record. The transcript has 4 exons. NCBI's taxonomy places the organism in Eukaryota, Viridiplantae, Streptophyta, Magnoliopsida, Caryophyllales, Amaranthaceae. The coding region runs from base 138 to 641 and encodes 167 amino acids.
ACGUAAUAUCAUCAUACAUGCAACAUAAGUCCCUUACCUCUUUAUGUAUAAAUAGAGAUGUAACCUCCUGAACCAUGCACAUCACAGCACACUUACUACCUAGCAACUUCCCGUCAACUACUUUCUAAGCUAAGAAAAUGGCUCAAGCAAUCGCCAAGAACCAAAUUGUUGCCAAGUACGGACCUUAUGGUUCACAAUUGCCACAAAACUACUGCAUGGUACUCAAAGAAGGUGAACACAUCAAAGAAGUAAUAAUAAGGCAUGGAUACAUCGUCGACGCCCUCGGGUUCGUGAUAUCUAAGCCAUGUCAGGAUACAUACACCAAGAUGUUUGGUGGCAAUUCUGGAGACGAGUCCAGGAUUGUCCUCAAGUGUGGUGAAUUCAUCACACAAAUUUCUGGGACAUACGGAAACUACAAGUACAAGGAUAAUGAAUGCCUUAUUGGUACACUCAAGAUACACACCAACUUAUGCCCAUCGGGAUAUGGACCAUAUGGAAAAGACUGUGGUGUUGAGAAUGUACAUUGUUUCUCUUCUCCACUCCCAACUAAGGGCCCUAUUGUCGGAUUUUUCGGAAGGCACGACAACUACCUCGAGUCCACUGGAAUCUGCGUCAAAGAGCUGGAUUGCUCAUGCGCUUAAGUAUGCUGUUGAAGUCUCUGGUUAUGUGAGAACUAUGAAUAAAUAAGGUGCUUCAAUGAUGACUACAUCAUCAGUUUCCUUGAAGCCAUUUAACUUAAUGUAUACUACAAGUGACCUCUUUAGUGUGAUUUGUAAUCAGCAACUUGAGAGAGCACUGUAUUGUUGUCUUUGUUUACCAUGUAAUAAACAGAUUUAAGCUCUAUAUUAAAAUAUGUCUUGGCCUUUAAGGCUUUAA